AGGCUUUCUUUCUUUUAAUGGGUUUAUUUUCUAUGGGCCCAUUUAGGUAAAGGCCCAUUAGCUCAAAGUAUCAUAGCCAUUAGGGUUUUAGUAUUUAUAAGCUUUAACCUAAAACAUCAACGAAAGCUAGACAUUUCUCGCCGCAGCUUUUCCGAGACUUCUGAGGUGAAGAAAUGAAGCAUAACAAUGUCAUCCCGAACGGACAUUUCAAGAAGCACUGGCAGAACUAUGUGAAGACAUGGUUCAACCAGCCCGCCAGGAAAACCAGAAGAAGAAUUGCGAGGCAGAAGAAGGCUGUGAAGAUCUUCCCCCGUCCCACAUCUGGACCUCUCCGCCCUAUUGUGCAUGGUCAGACACUAAAGUACAACAUGAAGCUCAGAACCGGUAAAGGAUUCACCCUUGAAGAGCUUAAGGCUGCUGGUAUCCCCAAGAAGUUGGCUCCCACAAUCGGUAUCUCUGUUGAUCACCGUCGCAAGAACAGAUCUUUGGAGGGACUUCAAUCCAAUAUCCAGAGGCUGAAAACCUACAAGGCUAAGUUGGUCAUCUUCCCGCGUCGUGCUCGCAAGGUUAAGGCUGGUGAUUCUACUCCAGAAGAGUUGGCCAAUGCAACACAGGUCCAAGGAGACUACAUGCCUAUUGUCCGUGAGAAGCCAACAAUGGAGCUUGUGAAGGUGACCUCUGAGAUGAAGGCGUUCAAGGCCUAUGACAAGAUCCGUCUAGAGCGCACGAACCAGAGACAUGCCGGUGCUAGAGCCAAGAGAGCUGCGGAUGCUGAGAAAGAAGAGAAGAAGUGAGGAUCCUUCUUCUUAGGUAGAAGAGACUUCUUUAUAUCGUUUCGUCUUUUGGAACUGAAUUUUUGUGUAUCAGACUUUGUUACUUGUUUCAUCAGUUUUCUACCCUUAAAAUCUUGGAUUUUGCUACUACUUCUUUUGGAUUUAUGGGAAAUGAUCAGAUCACACAUCUCUACGUGCUAAAUGUUUGUCUAAUUAUAAUCUCAUAUUUAUUUUUCUGUUAGAACAAAUUAUCUUCAAAAUAAUUAUUUUUGAUUAGAACAAUUCCUAAACAAUUAUUCUUGUAGGUUAUAAGGAACGUGACUUGAUACUUCGUUAAGAAUAAUAACAG
Messenger RNA from Thlaspi arvense, 1122 nucleotides. NCBI's taxonomy places the organism in Eukaryota, Viridiplantae, Streptophyta, Magnoliopsida, Brassicales, Brassicaceae. The record is from the annotation of a GenBank genome assembly.